This is a messenger RNA of Bradysia coprophila, 1648 nucleotides long. RefSeq lists its product as uncharacterized. Gene Ontology annotation, molecular function: protein binding. The record is from RefSeq and is a predicted model, not a curated record. Lineage: Eukaryota; Metazoa; Arthropoda; Insecta; Diptera; Sciaridae.
AGUGACCGAAAUUGUGAUUAUCUGUUCAUCUUGUUCAUGAGCUGUCAUUGUGAUCUAAAUAGUUCGACUAAAAAUGAGCAAAAAUAUCAACGAUCUACCUCGUGAAACAAUCAUACAAGUUUUGCGAUAUCUGGACGGUAGAAAUUUGCAAAAUGCGACGUUGACAUGUAAACUGUGGAAAAAUAUAAUCGAAGCAGCAUGUCGAUGGUCAUUGACUGUGAAAUGUGAUGACACUCGUUCCAAUAAUAAGGAGAAAAUGGAUUUCAUUCUGACAACAGAUCGCAAAUUUGGAACAAUUAAAAUUGAACGGGGCGAUUUGGCCGAGGAUACCCAAAUUCUCAAAAUGUUCCAGAGGCAUGGGUUCUAUCUUGUCAAAUUGGACAUACGUUUAGGGCGCAUACACAACCUUACUACAUUUGCUGAAAUGUUGCGUCUCACACCAAACUUGAAGUGCAUCUACAUGGCAAUAAUAAAAUUACACGAAGCAAGUGAUGUUCCAUUGGGUCAAGUUUUGCCGGACCUGAAAAAGUUGGACAACUUGGUUAUGUUCGAAUGUGAUCAACGGAUCAUCAAAUGCUUUCGAAAAGCAAAACUCAGCAAAAUAAAAAUUCAGAAAGACGAGAAGCAGAAUUGCGACGCAUGGGUAGAUUUCCUAUUAACUCAAGAUAUGUUGACGUCAUUAAUUGCUAAUUCACGUUAUUUGUCGAUACCGGCUGCUAUCGGAAAACUAAAUGUUCCGAUUCCAUUUCGGUUGACACAGCUAACCAUUUCAAACGCGCUAACCAUUUCAAACGCAGACGAUCAACAGUCAUCGCACGACAAUAUGUUGAGAUUUGUCAAAUCGCAGGCGGAACAUCUAAACUAUCUGGAACUAGCAGGCACGUUUCCGCAUUCGGUUUAUGAGUGCAUCUUUGCCAGCAUGACCCAAUUAAAAACUUUGAAUGUGGUUGUCGAUGACAUACCUCAGGACAACGACUUUUACGAACGGUUGAAAGAGAACAGCAGUGUUCGCACGAUAGAGUUAUCCGACAAUCGUUUGAGAGAUAAUCGAUUUUUACCGAAUUUUCUCAAAAAGCUUCCAAACAUUCACAGUCUAAUUUUCCCCGAUGUGAAUGUGCGCAAAAGUACUUUGACAAUGGCACAAAGUGCAGAUAAAGUUGAAUCGUUAACUAUGGAUUACGUUAAUCAAUGUUUCUUCGAAUCUGUGAAAUUUCCUAAUCUUCACACGCUACAAAUUGGAAUGUUAACCAGCAAAGUUAAUUGGAGUGAAUUCACCAAGAUCCAUCGUCGGCUGGCCGAAUUAACCAUAAAGUUUAUCCAAGAUAGAAGAUAUCUCACUAGUGACGAUAUCGAUCAAAUAACGACCAACGUUGAUCUGCAGACCAUACGGCUGGGUUGGGGUUUUAACGCUGACGAUCGAUUCUUCGAAAUUAUUCGGACAAAGUGCACAAACUUAAAGGUGUUAGAUUUAAAGGAGCCAAUCAUAUAAGAUGAACUAAAUACAAAUGGAAGAAUCAAUGUGCUUCGAUUUUAUGAUAUCUCCCUGUAUUCAAUUUUUUUUUUUCAAUUUAUGUGGAUGGUGAUUUACUAUUCAUACUCGUUCGAUGUUGAUGUUGUUGCCUUCAUUUCGUGAACUGUAACUUUUUCA